Messenger RNA from Misgurnus anguillicaudatus (oriental weatherfish), 16521 nucleotides. Lineage: Eukaryota; Metazoa; Chordata; Actinopteri; Cypriniformes; Cobitidae. The record is from RefSeq and is a predicted model, not a curated record.
UGCCCAUCUGCAACUCAGAUCCACUCACAGUAGCUAGAGGAAAAGAAACAGUAGGCAAAGUUAAGAAGGGAGAGAGGCUGAGUAUGGAUAUGUUGCAGGACUGGACCCUGGCGUACCCGCCUCUGGCCCGGCUGCUCUGGGUGUUCGUGCUGGUGUUGGCCACUGUCCUGGUUUGGUGCCUGUUCUUCUGCUGUUGGGGAAGCCAAAGCUCCACCUCCCCUCUGGAGAGAUACCUCUCAGCAAUGGAGAAAAAGUCCAAGACAAAACCUCAAAAUCAGCGGAAGAAGAAGCCAAAGGACAAGGGCGUCUCUGCAGCUCUGUUGAAUGAAGGGAUUGUUGGUAUGAUCAAACUGGCAACCCCUUUGUCUAAAGAGAAACAGAGGAAGAAGGAAAAGGAGAAACAAGGGAAAAAGACAGAAGAAGAGGAGGGAAAGAAUGAGGAAUGGAAAAAUAAGAAGAAAGAAGAAAAAGAAGAAAAGCCCUCCACACUGAAGAAGAGGAAUAAACGGCACCUGAAAGUCACAAUUGCACCAGACACAGUGAUGUCAGAAUCGUCUUGGCAGGUCAUGUCAGGGGGUCGUCGACGGAUGCUGGAGCGGUCUGCAUCGGAGGAGACCGCAAGUGACCUGAGUUCCUCACAUUCUCCUGGAGACACCUUGCCAUGGAACCUCCCCAAACACCAACGCGUCAAACGCUCCAAAUCUGCAUCCAGUGACGUCCUGGACCCUGCCGAGAGAGCGGUCAUCCGUAUUGCAGAUGAACGGGAUCGAGUGCAGAAAAAGACCUUCACAAAAUGGGUGAACAAGCAUCUGAUGAAGGCCCAGCGACACAUCACAGACCUGUACGAGGAUCUCAGAGAUGGACACAGCCUCAUCUCCUUGCUGGAAGUGUUGUCUGGAGAGACACUGCCCAGAGAGAAGGGCCGUAUGCGCUUUCACAAACUACAGAAUGUACAGAUCGCACUGGAUUUCCUCAAACACAGACAGGUGAAGCUGGUAAACAUCAGAAAUGACGAUAUCGCUGAUGGAAAUCCGAAACUUACCCUUGGGCUGAUAUGGACCAUCAUUCUUCACUUCCAGAUCUCUGACAUCCAGGUGAACGGUCAGUCAGAUGACAUGACCGCCAAAGAGAAGCUGCUGUUGUGGUCUCAACGCAUGGUGGAGGGCUACCAGGGCCUGCGAUGUGACAACUUCACCACCAGCUGGAGAGAUGGGAAACUCUUCAACGCCAUCAUUCAUAAACACAGGCCGAAUUUGAUUGACAUGAAUAAGGUCUACCGACAGACCAACCUGGAGAAUCUGGAGCAGGCCUUCAGCAUUGCAGAAAGAGACCUGGGCGUCACCCGCCUGCUGGAUCCUGAAGAUGUGGAUGUGCCGCACCCAGAUGAGAAGUCCAUCAUCACGUAUGUCUCCUCCAUCUAUGACGUUAUGCCCAGAGUUCCUGAAGUUCAAGAUGGAAUCCAGGCCAAUGAGUUAGAAUUGCGCUGGCAAGAAUAUUAUGAGCUGGUGACCAUGAUACUUCAAUGGAUCAGACAUCACAUCAUGGUGUUUGAAGAAAGAAAGUUCCCAACCAGCUACGAGGAGAUUGAGGUUCUUUGGCGCCAGUUUCUAAAGUUCAAGGAGACUGAAUUGCCUGCAAAGGAGAUGGACAAAAAUCGCUCCAAGCUUAUUUACAAGUCAUUUGAGGGUUCUGUACAGGUGGGUCAGAUCAAGGUUCCCCCUGGUUACCACCCCAUUGAUGUGGAAAAAGAGUGGGGUCGUCUGCACGUGGCCAUACUGGAACGAGAGAAACUUCUGCGCUCGGAGUUUGAACGGUUGGAGCGUCUGCAGAGAGUAGUCAGUAAGGUGCAGAUGGAGUCGGGUGUGUGUGAGGAACAGCUCAACCAGGUUGAAACACUGUUACAAACGGAUAUACGUCUUCUGAAUGCAGGAAAACCCGUCCAGCACGCAUCUGAGGUCGAGGUGGAUCUGAACAAGGCCGAAAACAUGAUCCGAUACCUUUUCAAUGAUGUGCAGUUGCUGAAAGAUGGGCGCCAUCUACAGGCAGAACAGAUGUAUAGAAGGGUUUACCGCCUCCAUGAGCGAUUGGUGAAUCUGCGCAGCGAGUAUAAUCUGCGACUGAAGUCAGGUGUGACGGUAUCACAGGUGCCCAUGACCCAGGUGGCUAUGACACAGGUCUCUCAUGUCCAAACGUUGCAGCAGUCUCCUCAACGCAUAAGACCUGAGCUAGAUGAAGUCACCCUCAAGUAUAUUCAGGACCUUCUGGCCUGGGUGGAAGAGAACCAGAGGCGGAUUGAUGCGGCAGAAUGGGGUGAAGAUCUCCCCACUGUGGAGUCUCAACUCGGCAGCCACCGUGGCCUUCAUCAGUCUAUAGAGGAUUUCAAAUACAAAAUCGAUCGUGCACGAGCAGAUGAGAGUCAGUUGACUCCAGUCAGUAAAGAAGCCUAUCGGAAAUGCUUGGGCAAACUGGACCUUCAGUACGGCAAGUUGCUGAACUCCUCCAAGGCUCGUCUGCGCAAUCUAGAUCAGCUGCAUGCUUUUGUUGUAGCCGCCACCAAAGAGCUGAUUUGGCUGAGUGAGAAAGAGGAGGAGGAAGUAAACUACGACUGGAGUGACCGAAACUCCAACAUGACCGCUAAGAAGGACAACUAUUCAGGUUUGAUGCGAGAACUUGAACAGAGAGAGAAGAAGGUCCACACAGUCCAGGUGACCGGAGACAAACUUCUAAAAGAUGGCCAUCCUGCUAGAAAGACUAUUGAAGCCUUUACUGCAGCUCUUCAGACUCAAUGGAGCUGGAUCCUUCAGCUGUGCUGCUGCAUCGAGACCCAUCUUAAAGAAAACACAGCUUACUUCCAGUUCUUCUCAGAUGUUAAAGAUGCUGAAGACAGAAUGAAGAAGAUGGAGGAGACGAUGAAGAAGAAAUAUGUGUGUGAGCGUGCAAUCACAGUCACACGGCUAGAAGAUUUGCUACAGGAUGCAGCGGAGGAGAAAGAUCAACUAAAUGAGUUCAAGACUCACCUGGAGGGUCUCAACCGGAGAGCCAAAACCAUUAUUCAGCUAAAACCGAGAAACACAGCGCACCCCGUCAAAGGCAAAUUACCCAUUCAAGCUGUUUGUGACUUCAAACAAAUGGAGAUCACAGUACAGAAAGGAGACGAGUGUUUCCUGAUAAACAACUCCCAGCCGUACAAAUGGAAAGUGCGAAGCUCCGGUGGAAGUGAAGCCACAGUACCAUCCAUCUGUUUUUUAAUCCCUCCAACCAACAAAGAAGCAGUCGACCUGAGUUCAAGUUUGGACGCGAGUCAGCAAAGGUUGAUGGUCUUGUGGCAGAAGCUUCAUGUCAAUAUGAAGAGUUUGCUGUCUUGGCAGUACCUCACGCGAGAUAUCCAGCUUAUCAACUCUUGGAAUUUUAUCAUGUUUAAGACAUUAAGAGUCGAAGAAUAUCGACUGGCUCUCAAGACCUUAGAGGAACACUAUCAAGCCUUCAUUCGUGACAGUCAGGAUUCUGAACUUUUUGGCGCCGAUGAUCGCCUGCAGGCUGAGAGCAGUUACGGCAAAGCCACUCAACACUACGAUAACCUGCUGCAGUCAGUUGAACAAGGAGAACAAGAUGAGUCGGUGUGCAAAAGCUACAUUACCCAGAUUAAAGACCUGAGAUUGAGACUGGAGGGUUGUGAGACCAGGACUGUCACUCGUCUUAGACAACUAAUGGACAAGGAGCCUCUCAAAGCUUGCGCACAGAGGACCAAAGAACAAAUGAAAGUACAGACCGAGUUGGAAGGUCUAAAGAAAGAUCUGGACAAGAUGGUGGAAAAGAGUGAAGAGGUGCUGGCAACAUCUCAGCGUUCCAGUUCUGCCCCUGUUCUACGCUCAGAGAUUGACAUCACCCAGAAAAAGAUGGACCACGUCUACAGUCUUUCAUCUGUGUAUCUAGACAAGUUGAAGACCAUUCACAUGGUAAUCCGCAGCACACAGGGAGCCGAGGACGUUCUCAACAAGUAUGAGAACCAGCUGCGAGACGUGAACAAAGUUCCUGUUAAUGAGAAGGCAGUCGAGGCCGACAAAACGCAGCUGCAGAUACUGCGCUCAGAAGCCGAGGGGAAUCAGGCCACCUUUGACCACCUGGAUGAAGAGCUUCAGAGGGCUGUAGCGGUGAACGACCAAAUGUCUCAGCUUCACAGCGAGCGUGAUGUGGAGCUGGAGCAGUAUAGGCAGCUGGUGGUCAACCUGAGGGAACGCUGGCAGGCCGUGUUUGCUCAGAUCGAGCUCAGAGACCGAGAGCUUGAUCUGUUGAGGAGGCAGAUGCAGACCUACAGGCAGAGCUACGACUGGCUUAUUCGCUGGAUAGCCGAUGCCAAGCAGAGGCAGGACAAGCUUCACGCUGUGCCGAUUGGCAACAACAAAGCCCUACAAGAACAGCUGGCCCAGGAAAAGAAACUACUUGAAGAGAUUGAAAAGAAUAAGGACAAGGUGGAUGAGUGUCAUAAAUAUGCCAAAGUCUACAUUGAUGCCAUAAAGGAUUAUGAGCUUCAGCUGAUGACAUAUAAAGCUGUGGUUGAGCCCAUCGCUUCUCCUAUGAAGAAAGCCAAAAUGGAGUCUUCCUCUGAUGAUGUCAUCCAAGAGUAUGUGACUUUGAGAACACGCUACAGUGAGCUACUGACUCUGUCAAGCCAAUACAUUAAAUUCAUUAUAGAAACACAGCGCCGCCUAGAGGAUGAGGAGAAAGCUGCUGAAAGACUUAAGGAGGAAGAGAGGAAAAAACUUUCAGAGAUGCAGGCAGAGCUAGAAAAGCAAAGACAGUUAGCUGAAUCUCACGCAAAGGCUAUUGCCAAAGCAGAACAAGAGGCCAAUGAGCUGAAAAUGAAGAUGAAAGACGAAGUCAACAAACGUCAGGACGUCGCUGUCGAUGCUGAGAAACAGAGGCAGAAUGUCCAGCGCGAGCUUCAGGAGCUCAAAAGUCUUUCGGAGCAAGAAAUCAAGUCCAAGACACAACAGGUGGAGGAAGCUCUCAUAAGCCGGACCAGAAUUGAGGAAGAAAUCCAUAUAAUACGAAUCCAGCUAGAGACGACAAUGAAACAGAAAUCCUCUGCUGAAAAAGAGCUUCAGCAGCUAAGGGGCAAUGCAGAAGAAGCAGACAAACUUCUAAAGGCAGCCCAGGAAGAGGCAGAUAAGCUUCGAAAGCAAGUUGCUGAAGAGACUCAAAAGAAAAGCAAGGCGGAAGAGGAGCUUAAACUGAAAUCUGCAGCAGAGAAGCAGGCCGCCAAAGAGAAGAAGAAGGCCCUUGAGGAUCUGGAGAAGUUCAAGCUCCAAGCGCAAGAAGCCGAGAGGCACAUGAAGCAAGCAGAGCUGGAAAAGCAGAGGCAGAUUCAAGUGGUAGAAGAGGUGGCUAAGAAGACUGCAGCCACUGAGCUUGAAAGUAAACAGUUGUCACUGACAGCCAAACUGGAAGAGUCACUGAAACAUGAGCAUGUGAUGGUCGUUCAGCUUCAGGAGGAGGCAGAGCACCUGAAGAAGCAGCAAGCCGAAGCAGAUAAGGCAAGAGAGCAGGCUGAGAAGGAACUAGAAAUGUGGAGACAGAAAGCUAAUGAAGCUCUUCGUCUUCGCCUUAAGGCAGAAGAAGAGGCCAACAAGAAAACUGCAGCUCAAGAGGAUGCGGAAAAACAGAAAGAGGAGGCCGAACGGGAGGCAAAGAAAAGGGCAAAAACUGAGGAUGCUGCACUCAAACAGAAAGAGAUUGCAGAGAAGGAACUUGAGAAUCAAAGGAAGAAGGCUGAAGAAACCGCCCAACAAAAGCUCGCAGCUGAGCAAGAACUCAUUAGGUUAAGAGCAGAUUUUGAACAUGCUGAGCAACAGAGAUCAGUCUUGGAUGAUGAGCUCCAACGUCUCAAAAAUGAGGUCAAUUCUGCUGUUCAGCAGAAGAAGGAGCUGGAGGAGGAAUUGAUCAAAGUCAGAAAGGAGAUGGAGAUUCUUCUGAAGCUGAAAUUGAAGGCUGAGAAGGAGUCUACGUCAAGCACUGAAAAGAGCAAACAACUACUUGAAUCUGAGGCUGCAAAGAUGAGGGAACUUGCAGAGGAGGCAACUAAGCUGAGGUUAGUUGCAGAAGAGGCAAAGAAACAGAGGCAGCUUGCAGAGGACGAAGCGGCUCGCCAGAGAGCAGAGGCUGAGAAGAUCCUCAAAGAAAAGUUAGCAGCUAUCGACGAAGCGACACGAUUGAAAGCCGAAGCUGAGAUCGCAUUGAAAGAGAAGGAAGCUGAAAAUGACCGUCUAAAGAGAAAAGCUGAAGAGGAGGCUUACCAGAGAAAAGCCCUCGAAGAUCAAGCAGCUCAGCACAAGCAAGCGAUCGAAGAAAAGAUAGAUCAGUUGAAGAAGUCCUCAGACACUGAACUAGACAGGCAAAAGAAAAUUGUGGAAGAAACAUUGACGCAGAGGAAAAUAGUGGAGGAGGAGAUCCACAUUCUGAAGCUUAAAUUUGAAAAGGCUUCAACUGGCAAGCAGGACCUUGAACUUGAGCUUAACAAACUGAAGAGCAUUGCCGAUGAGACUCAGAAGAGCAAAGCAAAGGCAGAGGAAGAUGCAGAGAAAUUUAGAAGACUUGCUUUGGAAGAAGAGGAGAAAAGAAAAGCAGCAGAGGAGAAGGUAAAGAAAAUCCAAGCUGCGGAACAAGAGGCAGCAAGGCAGCACAAAGCUGCUCAAGAGGAGGUUGAACGUCUUAAUAAGAAAGCAGAUGAGGCUAAAAAGCAGCAAGAGAUUGCAGAAAAGGAAGCAGAGAAACAGAUCCUUUUAGCCAAAGAAGCCUCACAGAAAUAUACUGCUGCUGAGCAGAAAUCACAGACCAUUCUUCUCCAACAAAAUAAAGAUACCAAGGACCAGGAUAAACUUAAGGAAGAGUUUGAUAAGGCAAAGAAACUGGCAGAAGAUGCAGAAAAGGCUAAAGAAAAGGCAGAGAAAGAGGCUGCCCUUUUGCAGAAGAAAGCAGAAGAAGCUGAGCGUCAAAAGCAGGCUGCUGAGGCUGAAGCUGCCAAACAGGCCAAAGCCCAGGAAGAUGCUGAAAAACUAAGAAAAGAAGCUGAGAAAGAAGCUUCCAGGCGGGCUGAGGCAGAGGCUGCUGCUCUAAAACAAAGGCAAGAGGCAGAUGCUGAGAUGGCCAAGUAUAAACAGCUUGCGGAAAAGACCUUAAAUCAAAAGUCUCAGGUUGAAAAAGAGUUGGCGGAGGUUAAAUUGCAACUGGAUAACACAGACAAACAAAAAUCUAUCCUUGAUGAUGAACUUAAGCGACUUAAACAAGAGGUCAGUGAUGCUGUGAACCAAAAAGCUCAAGUAGAAGAUGAGCUCUCCAAAGUUAAGAUUCAGAUGGAGGAAUUACUAAAACUGAAACUUAAAAUUGAAAAGGAAAACCAAGAGCUUAUGAAGAAAGAUAAAGACAACACUAAGAAACUUCUUGAGGAGGAGGCUGAGAACAUGAAAAAGUUGGCAGAGGAGGCAGCAAGGCUCAAUGUCGAGGCUCAGGAAGCUGCAAGAUUUCGACAAAUUGCCGAAUCAGAUCUCGCCAAACAGAGGGAACUGGCCGAUAAGAUGCUUGAGGAGAAAAAGCAGGCCAUUCAGGAGGCAAUGAAACUAAAGGCUCAAGCUGAGAACCUUCAGAAACAGAAAGAUCAAGCUCAGGUAGAAGCCCAAAAGUUGUUGGAGGCCAAAAAAGAGAUGCAGCAGCGACUGGAACAGCAGACCGAAGGUUUCCAGAAAUCUUUAGAAGCUGAACGCAAACUACAAUCAGAAAUUACAGCAGAAGCUGAAAAACUAAAGAUCAAGGUGGCACAGUUAAGUGAUGCUCAGUCCAAAGCAGAAGAGGAAGCCAAAAAAUUCAAGAAACAAGCAGAUGAAAUCAAAGCCCGUAUGCUGGAGACAGAAAAAGUUACUUCAGAAAAACACGUCGUUGUUGAGAAACUGGAGGUACAGAGGCUGCAGAGCACAAAAGAGGCUGAUGAUCUGCAUAAAGCAAUAGCAGAACUUGAAAAAGAAAAGGAAAAACUGAGAAAAGAAGCUGCUGAGUUACAAAAACAGUCAAAAGAGAUGGCUAACGUGCAACAAGAACAAUUACAGCAGGAGAAGUCUAUACUCCAGCAAACUUUCCUUGCAGAAAAAGACACAUUGCUGAAAAAGGAAAAAGCCAUUGAGGCGGAGAAGAAGAAGCUGGAAAAGCAAUUUGAAGAUGAAGUGAAGAAGGCAGAGGCUCUUAAAAAUGAACAGGAACGUCAGAAAAAGCAGAUGGAUGAGGAAAAGAAGAAACUCCAGUCUGCCAUGGAUGCUGCUCUCAAAAAGCAAAAGGAGGCUGAGGAAGAGAGGCAGAAAAAGCAAAAAGAGAUGCAAGAGCUUGAAAAGAAGAGAAUUGAGCAAGAGAAACUUCUUGCCGACGAAAACAAGAACUUGAAGGAAAAACUCAAGCAGCUUCAGAGUUCACAAAAGCCAUCCGACACCAAGGAAAUAGAGAUCCAAACUGAUCACGUCCCAGAAGAAGAAUUAGUUCAAGUGACUAUGGUAGGAACAACAAAGAAGGUCCUUAAUGGCUCUACAGAUGUGGAUGGUGUGAAAAAAGAUGCACCGCUGGCCUUUGACGGAAUCAGAGAGAAGGUUCCUGCGAGCAGGCUUCACGAAAUUGGUGUGCUUAGCAAAAAAGAAUUUGACAAGCUUAAGAAAGGCAAAACCACAGUGCAAGAUCUUUCCAAAAACGACAAAGUCAAGAUGUGCCUAAAAGGUAAAGAUUCAAUUGGUGGUGUAAUAGUUGAACCCAAUCAGAAAAUGAGUAUCUACCAAGCUUUAAAAGACAAGAAGAUUACACAAAGCACCGCUAUGAUGCUUCUCGAAGCUCAGGCUGCAUCGGGUUACAUAAUUGACCCCAUCAAGAACAGAAGACUGUCUGUCAAUGAAGCUGUGAAAGAUGGUGUGGUUGGACCUGAGUUACACACCAAAUUGUUGUCUGCUGAAAGGGCUGCCACAGGAUUCAAAGAUCCCUUCACUGGUGAUACAAUUUCACUGUUUGAAGCCAUGAAGAAAGGUUUGAUUGCGGAGGACCAGGCCAGAAAGCUUCUUGAUUCUCAAUAUGCAACUGGUGGAAUAAUCGAUCCAGUCAAUAGUCACCGUGUGUCAGUCCAAACAGCAUGCACACAGGGUCAACUGGAUGAUGAUCUAGGCAAAAUUCUGUCCAGUCCUCCUGCUGACAAGAAAUCAUUUAUAGACCCCAACACUCAGGAUAGCUUCACUUAUUCUGAGUUACUGGAAAGAUGCAAACCAGAUCCUGACACAGGCCUUCCAUUACUACCUAUCACAGAGAAAGCAGGACAAAUUGAAAGCACUUACACAGAUGAGGAAACUAAAGAUAUAUUUAGCAAGACAAGUGUAUCAAUUCCAUUUGGAAGAUUUAAAGGAAAGACUGUGACCAUCUGGGAAGUCAUCAAUUCAGAAUACUUCACUGUGGAACAAAGAAAAGAUCUCAUCCGUCAGUACAAGACAGGCAAAAUUACAGUUGAAAAAAUUAUCAAGAUUGUAAUAACUGUUGUAGAGGACAAGGAGAACAAGAAGGAACCUGCCUUUGAAGGUUUGAGGUCAUCUGUGCCUGCGACAGAACUUCUGGAAGCGAAGAUUAUUAAUAAAGACUUAUUCAACAAGUUACAUAAUGGCAAAGCUACUAUUAAAGAGGUAUCUGAGCUGGAGCCUGUUAAGAAAGCCCUGCAGGGCACACACAGUAUUGCUGGAGUGCUUGUUGAAUCAACUAAGGAGACAAUGUCUUUCUACGAAGCCAUGAAGAAGGACAUCAUUAGAACAGAGCCUGCAAUAGACCUUUUAGAGUCUCAGGCUGGAACUGGCUUCAUUAUUGAUCCAGUGAAGAACCAAAAGCUUACUGUUGAUGAAGCAGUAAAAAGUGGUGUUGUUGGCCCAGAGCUCCAUGAGAAAUUGCUGUCGGCAGAAAGAGCAGUUUGUGGUUACAAAGAUCCAUAUACUGGUAAAACGGUAUCCCUCUUUGAGGCAAUGCAAAAAGAUCUCAUUAAGAAAGACCAAGGAGUCCGACUCCUGGAAGCUCAACUUGCCACCGGAGGAAUCAUUGACCCAGAGAAAAGUUACCGCAUCGCUCAAGAUGUUGCAUGUAAACGUGGUUACCUUAAUGAAGAGAUGAACAAAACUUUAAGUAGCCCAUCUGACUCCAGCACAGUAUUUGUUGACCCCAACACACAAGAAAAUGUCACUUACGCUGAAUUGCUUAAAAGAUGUAUCACAGAUAAACAGACUGGCCUCCCGUUACUUCCAAUCUCAGAAAAGGCGGUCAAGUCAAAAGAAAAAGAAAACGAACCUCUUUCUGACACCCAAACUAAAGACUCAUUGAGUCAUGCCACAGUAGAGUUACACAGUGCUUUUUAAGGAAGAAAGGUCACCAUAUGGGAAAUUAUCAACUCUGAAUAUUUAACAGAGGAACAAAGGAUUUAUUUUAUUCAACAGUAUAGAUCAGGAAAAGUGACUAUUGAAAAACUAAUCACCAUAAUGAUCACAACGGUGGAUGAAAAAGAAAAGAAGAGGAAGGAGGAUAGCUGAGGUUUAAGAGGACCUGUAACAGCCAGUUCCUUGUUUGAAUCUAAAAUCAUUGACAAAGAUACAUAUGAUUUGCUCCAACAAGGCAAAAAGAAACCUGCAGAGGUUGGUGAAACUGAAUCGGUCAAACGCUACUUGCAAGGAUCUGACUGUAUUACUGGAGUAUUUGUGGAAAAUACUAAAGAAAAACUUAGCAUUUACCAAGCGAUGAAGCAGAAACUACUAACACCAGACACAGGUCUGCCCUUGCUUGAGGCUCAAGCAGCUACUGGGUACAUAAUUGAUCCCAUCAGAAAUGAGAGGUUCACAGUAGACGAUGCUGUAAAGGCUGGCCUUAUCGGUCCAGAGCUACACGAGAAACUACUAUCAGCCGAGAAAGCUGUUACUGGUUACAAAGACCCAUACACUGGCAAUAAGAUCUCUCUUCUUCAAGCAAUGCAGAAACAACUUGUUCUUAGAGAACAUGCCAUACCUCUUCUAGAUGCUCAGGAGGCCACUGGAGGAAUAAUCGAUCCGGUAAAUAGCCAUCGCCUUCCUAAUGAUAUAGCCAUUCAGCGUGGAUAUUUCAGCAAGCAGUUGGUUAAAUCUUUCAAAGAGCCCACAGAUGACAUCAAAUGUUUCACUGACCCCAACAAAGAUGAGAGUGUCACAUAUAAACAACUGAUAGAAAGGUGCAUGGUCGAUCCAGACUUGGGAAUUUGCCUAUUACCACUCUCUAAAGCAGAGGCUCCAAAGCAAGCUGAGAAAUCUUACGUUUACACUGAGGAACAAGCACAAGAAGACUGGGCUAACACUCAAGUGGAUAUACCACAUGAAAGUUUUGCAGGGAAACAAGUGACAUUAUGGGAGGUCAUGAAGUCAGAUUUGCUCCCAGAUGAUGAAAGACAAAGGCUCAUUGAACAGUACCGCUCAGGAAGAAUCACUAAAGAAAGAAUGAUCAUCAUUAUAAUUGAAAUCAUCGAACAAAGAGAGAUCAUCAAGACUGAGCAAAGCAUGUCAUGCGAUGUAAUCAGACGCCGGGUAACCAUCGAUGAACUUUACAGAGCUCGUAUUAUAGACCUUGAAACUUACAACCUGCUUAAACAAGGUAAGAAAACCACCCGGGAAAUCAUGGAGAUGCCUUCUGUAAAGCAGUACCUCUUUGGAACCGGCAGCAUUGCUGGAGUACUCUCAGACAAUAACGCUAAGGUUAGCAUCUAUCAAGCCAUGAAGAGAGGUCUCAUCAAACCUGAAAUUGGCAUUAAUCUGUUGGAAGCACAAGCAGCAACAGGAUUUAUCAAUGACCCUGUGAAGGACGAAUUAUUAACAGUUGAUGAGGCUGUCCGGAAGGGUGUUGUUGGCCCAGAGAUGCAUGACAAACUUUUGUCCGCUGAGAGAGCAGUCACGGGUUACAAAGAUCCUUACAGUGGUAAAGUGAUUUCUCUAUUCCAAGCCAUGAAAAAAGACCUGGUUCCUGAGGAUUAUGCAUUAAAGCUUUUGGAGGCCCAAGAAGCAACAGGUGGCCUAAUGGAUCCAGAGUUCUAUUUCCGCCUUCCAACUGAUAUUGCCAUGCAGCGUGGAUACAUCAACAAGGAAACCUGUGAGAGGAUAUCUGAUCCGAAUGGCGAUGUUAAAUAUUUUACAGAUCCAACAACAGAUGAAACAAUCUCCUAUGCACUACUUCGCAAAAGAUGCAAAGUUGAUAAAGAGAGCGGCCUAAGAUUAUUGUCUCUGGCAGACAAAAAGCUUCUGUUUAAAGGACUAAGAAAGCAGAUCACCGUAGAUGAGCUGUUGCGCUCUCAAAUCAUUGAUCAGAAGACCUACACAGCAUUGAUGGAGGGUACCAUUUCUGUAGAGGACCUCAGUAAAGACCUGAAGAAAUAUCUUGAAGGCAUCAGCUCUAUUGCAGGUGUGUAUGUAGAAGCUACUAAAGAUCGGCUGUCAGUCUACCAAGCAAUGAAAAAGAACAUGAUCAGACCAGGCACGGCAUUUGAACUUCUGGAAGCUCAGGCAGCUACUGGGUAUGUCAUCGAUCCAAUCAAAAAUCUAAAAAUGAAUGUCCAAGAAGCUGUGAAAACAGGAGUUGUUGGACCAGAAUUUAAAGACAAACUUCUCUCAGCUGAGCGAGCUGUAACUGGCUACAAAGAUCCAUACUCUGGCAAGGUGAUCUCUCUGUUCCAGGCUAUGAAAAAAGGUCUCAUACUAAAAGACCACGGUAUCCGUCUGCUCGAGGCUCAGAUAGCCACAGGGGGAAUUAUUGAUCCUGAAGAGAGUCAUCGGCUACCUGUUGAAGUUGCCUACAAACGGGGUCUAUUUGAUGAGGAGAUGAAUAACAUUCUUACGGAUCCAUCUGAUGACACUAAGGGGUUCUUCGAUCCAAACACAGAGGAGAAUUUGACCUACCUCCAGCUGAUGGAACGCUGCAUAACAGACACUGAAACUGGACUCUCUCUUUUACUGCUGAAAGAAAAGAAACGAGAAAGAAAGACCUCCUCCAAGUCCUCAGUGCGCAAACGAAGAGUUGUGAUUGUAGAUCCUGAAACAGGAAAAGAAAUGUCUGUGUAUGAAGCAUACCGCAAAGGACUCAUUGACCAUCAAACGUAUAUUGAGCUUGCAGAGCAAGAAUGUGAAUGGGAGGAAGUUACCACCUCAUCAUCUGAUGGUGUCGUCAAGUCUAUGAUCACUGACAGAAGGUCUGGGCGGCAGUAUGACAUUGACGAUGCCAUCUCUAAAGGCCUCAUUGACCAGUCCGCUUUGGACCAGUACCGUGCUGGUACUCUCUCCAUUACUGAAUUUGCAGACAUGCUCUCUGGUAAUAUGAGCGGCUCCAGAUCACGUUCGUCUUCCUUUGGAUCCAGUUCUUCCUAUACCAUGAGCCCAGUUCCCUCCAUAAAGACCCCCGCUACAACCUGGAGUGAUCCAACAGAGGAAACUGGACCUGUGGCUGGAAUUCUAGAUACAGAUACUUUGGAAAAGGUGUCGGUCACAGAGGCUAUGCAUCGAAAUUUGGUCGACAACAUCACUGGUCAAAGACUCCUAGAAGCACAAGCAUGCACAGGAGGAAUUAUUGACCCAAACACUGGAGAAAAAUUCACUGUUGCUGAUGCAGUGAACAAAGGAUUGGUGGACAAGUUAAUGGUUGACCGUAUCAACUUGGCUCAGAAAGCUUUUCAGGGAUUUGAAGAUCCAAGAACCAAAACCAAAAUGUCAGCCGCUCAAGCCUUAAAGAAGGGCUGGCUCUAUUAUGAAGCUGGCCAACGGUUCCUUGAAGUCCAGUACUUAACAGGUGGAUUAAUUGAACCAGAUGUUGCAGGAAGAGUAUCACUGGAUGAUGCCACCAGGAAGGGCACCCUAGAUGCACGCACCGCACAGAAACUGAGAGACGUCAGUGCAUACUCCAAAUACCUCACCUGCCCCAAAACCAAACUCAAAAUCUCAUACAAGGAUGCCAUGGACCGAAGCAUGAUAGAGGAAGGAUCUGGUCUGCGUUUGCUCGAAGCUUCCUCUCAAUCAAGUAAAGGCCUUUACAGCCCAUAUAGCGUCAGUGGUUCUGGAUCAACCUCGGGCUCUAGGUCCGGAUCUAGAACCGGUUCAAGAUCAGGCUCUAGAAGGGGAAGUUUUGAUGCUACAAGCUCAGGUUUCACCAUGAGUUUUUCUUCAACCUACAGCCCCACAACCUACGGUCGCCGUUAUGAUUCAGGGGCACAUGGUGGACUUCAACUGGAUGAGCUAAAGCAGGCACUUACAGCUUUGGCAUCAGGCAGGAACUGUUGCUAUGAGGAAACGAAAUUAUUCACAUUAUCACAAACCCAGUCUUCCUUAGUUGCUUAAUUUAUGUACAAAAAGGACAUUUAUCCUGCUCUGCAUGAUAUUGCUAAUGGGCUUUUCACUGAUGGGUAUGAUAUUGCUAAGUGAGACUGGCUUCAAUACCGUGUUACGCUUUUUAUAAGUUUAGCCUUUUCUCUUAAUUUCUUGUUGACAUGACAAUAUGCUGAAACUAUAUCAUAUACAGUUUAUUCUGCAAAGCAUUCAUGGCAACGCAAACAUAUAUGGAUUUUAUAUUUUUUAUUUAGUUAUUAGCAGUGUUAAAUACUUUUAUCGUCUUUUUUUGUAUUAUGUAUUUUUCCUUGUACUACAAAACUGGCACAUGAACAGUAAUAUCUAAAAGCUGCAAGAAUGUUAAGGCAUCUUUGAGAGGAUAUAUGAUGAUGCUUUAAAUGAGGUAAAAGUUAUUAUGUUUUUUGUCUAUUUGUCUAAAGGAUCCCGUCUGUAUAUUUUAGAUUGUAUUUUAACACUGAACGUUUUAACACUAUAAGCCAGCAUUAUAAAAUUAGUGGUUGACUAUCUGCAGAGCAGAAUAAGGUUCAUGUAGACUUGCGAUCAUGAAAAUAAACAAAAUAUUACACAUCUUGGCAACACUGCCAUACACAUUAUUCAUACAAUUUUUCAUUACUCAAAACUGGAAUAUAAUUAACUUUUAACUAUGCAGUCUUACUAGGUACUGUAAAUCAAAGUAGUCUCACCAGUCCUACGGCCAUCUUACAAGCUGCACAUUUAGUGUAAACAUACAGAUAGAUGACUUUUAAAAGCCAAAAUGAUCACAUUCAAUCACGUGCUAUCUAUCUUUUAACUCUGGUCUUACGAAUGGGACCUUGCACCUUAAUUCUUGUUUGAUGAAUAAAUUACUUUUUUAAGUGUAAUUAAUGGGCACCUAAAAGAUAAAGCCUAAAGUCAAUACUUAUAUUUCAUUGCAGAUUCUGUGAUUAUACAGAACUUAAUGAUGUAAAAGUGUAUUGUUUAUAGUACCAUCAAAGUGCUAUGAUAGCAAAAUGUAUUAUUGGAAAACCAUUCCUUUAUAUUGAUAUAAUAAUACUAACUAAUUUAAUGUCAAUUUACAAGCCUUUUUGCAGAAAAGCUCAUCGGUGUAUAGCUUUCAAUAUUCUUUAUCUUAUGUCUUAUUUUACUGUGUCAGGGAUUAAGGUAUUAAGUAAUAAUGUAGAUUUAAAGACACGGUUAAUGAUGAUAAAUUGGCAUCUGGCAUACAAUACUAAAGAUUGUAUUUUUACAACACCGCAAUCAUUAAUGUCCAGACUACCUCCUCUUUAAAUUCACCUUCAUUUAUGUUCAUUAUAGUCAUAAUUUCGAGUCACGUAAUAUCUUUAACUGCCACUUGAAGUUAACUAUAGUUAGUGUCUAUACACUGUAAAUUGCAGCAAGUCAAUUCAACCAACUAUUUAAAGUGACUUAAAUGAUAAAAACAAGUUGAAAUGGUUUAACUUGGUUUGUUAAGUUAAAGUAACACAAAAAUAUAUGUUGAUUUGAUGUCAUUUUUACAGUGUAGAUCAGAAGAUUCACAAGCAGUGUGAUCUUUCAACCAACAAACAUGUUCUACUACCUUUAUUUAUGCUCCAUUUCCAGCUUUGCUUUUGCAUUGCUUGUUUGAUAUAAUUGCAAGAUUCAGUAUAGAUAAAUAUGUUGAUGUGUAGAAGGGUAGGUCAGACUGGUAAACUGGUCAAUAUGGACACUAAAUCAGAAAUCGCUUUGUUCUUAUGACAUCCUUUCUGUAAGCCAGCAGUAACUUAUACAACACAAUGAUUACAGUACUUGUGUAUUGUUAUAGACAAGCGUUUAAAAUCAUUCACGGUCUCUGUACUUCAACAAAAUAUGCACAUAUCUAAAGCUGCUGGUGUUUAAAUGCAAACUAAGAAAAAGACUGUAUUGAAAAGCAAAUGAAGAAUCUGCUAGUCACCCUAAUGCAAACUGUACUGUAAGUCAUCACAUUAUUUUCAUUUUUUAUUAUAUGUUUUGCUUUUUUGUUUUACUAACAUGGUUAAAGGAUGCAAUAUGAGCAAUUGUAUUCAACAAAGUUUUUAAAGCUUUUUGAGUGCUAUUUUGAAUGCAUGAUCUGAGUAUGGUGUUGACGACAAAAAAUGUUAAUAUGCUAUGUAAAUAAACUAAUCUGCUGUAA